Messenger RNA from Torulaspora globosa, 345 nucleotides. It is a transcript of the gene VMA10, whose product is annotated as H(+)-transporting V1 sector ATPase subunit G. Gene Ontology annotation, molecular function: proton-transporting ATPase activity, rotational mechanism. Gene Ontology annotation, cellular component: vacuolar proton-transporting V-type ATPase complex. Gene Ontology annotation, biological process: proton transmembrane transport. The transcript has 2 exons. Lineage: Eukaryota; Fungi; Ascomycota; Saccharomycetes; Saccharomycetales; Saccharomycetaceae. Bases 1 to 345 code for a protein of 114 amino acids. The record is from RefSeq and is a predicted model, not a curated record.
AUGUCCCAACAGAACGGUAUUGCUACUCUCCUCAAAGCUGAGAAGGAAGCCCACGAAAUCGUUUCCAGGGCAAGAAAAUACAGACAGGAUAAGUUGAAGAAGGCCAAGUCGGAUGCAGCCAGCGAGAUCGAGGCUUACAAGGCACAGAAGGACAGCGAACUGAAGGAACUCGAGAGUAAGAACGAGGUCGGGGUCGGAGCGCUGGAGAAGGAAGCGGAGUCUAAAGUGGAGGGAGAGCUGAAAGAGAUCGAGCAGAUCGUGUCGAAGAAGCAGAAGGACGUUGUGAAACUGUUAGUGGAAGCUGUUACGAAACCAGUGGCAGAGAAGCAUGUGAAUGCCAAUUAG